This is a messenger RNA of Glycine soja, 788 nucleotides long. RefSeq names its product guanine nucleotide-binding protein subunit gamma 2-like. Gene Ontology annotation, biological process: G protein-coupled receptor signaling pathway. The record is from RefSeq and is a predicted model, not a curated record. Bases 177 to 572 code for a protein of 131 amino acids. The transcript has 4 exons. NCBI's taxonomy places the organism in Eukaryota, Viridiplantae, Streptophyta, Magnoliopsida, Fabales, Fabaceae.
CCUCUCAUUUGGAUAUUGUUUAAUCCUUUGGUCGCCCCCCUCAAGUCAUGUUCCUCCCUCCUGUUUUGACCCAAAACUCUUUCUUUUUUUCCUUCCUCCCUAUACCCCUAUAGGUUUGUUGUUUGUCACUUUGAUUGUAUAAUUAGCUUAGCUCUCUUUUUCAACUAAGUGGUGUGAUGAUAGCCAUGGAUGGACACCAACCACAACCAUCAUCAGAAACAUUAGCAUCAGAAAAUGGGAGAGAAUCAGAGGACUAUGGAGAAGAAGGGAGAGAAAAGGGUCCUCAUCCUCUUGCUCAAGCUGGAACUGGCUCUUUCCCUGGAGGCUUCAUUGGGAAACAUAGGUUGCAAGCAGCCAUAACCAACCUCAAUAACCAAAUUAGUAUUUUGCAGGAAGAAUUGGAAAAAGUUGAAACAAUUGGUGAAUCCUCCACCGUUUGCAAGGAUUUAAUUUCAAGCGUUGAAUCCAUUCCAGAUCCUCUCCUUCCAUUCACCAAAAGUUCAGUUGAUGCUGGUUGGGAUCGAUGGUUCGGAGGUGCCCACCACUCUCGAAAUCACAAACGUUGGAUUUAGAUAUUUUGUUUUUUAUUUAUAUAUAUUUUUUGGUUACUAUGAACAAAUAAUUUAAAAUUUACCUGUUAGUGAUGGAAACAAAAGAGGAUAUUCUAAUGUACUACAGUGAUAAAUGAAUUACAUGUUCUUUCAGUUUUUAAUGAUUCACUUUUCUUUCCAGAAAAAGAAAAGCAUGAUGAUUAUAAAUGAAUCGAAAUUCCUUCUUUAGUUUUUUUA